Ostreococcus tauri is the source of this 807-nucleotide messenger RNA. RefSeq names its product unnamed product. The record is from RefSeq and is a predicted model, not a curated record. The transcript has a single exon. Lineage: Eukaryota; Viridiplantae; Chlorophyta; Mamiellophyceae; Mamiellales; Bathycoccaceae. Bases 1 to 807 code for a protein of 268 amino acids.
AUGCGAACGCGAGCCGAUGGAUCCGAGGGAACGACAUCGCCCGAGACGACCGAGGGCGGUGCGCGCGCGACGACGGAGAAAGAUGCGGCGGCGGCGAGCGAUCGCGAGCGAUCGACCGCGCGCGUCGUUUCGUUUUCCACGACGACGGAGGGAAAAGGACGGCGUAAACGCCCUCGUCCGUUCUUUCACGAGGACGGGACCUCCGUCAGCGGAAAGGAGUACGCGCUGGCGAGGCGCUGCUUCGAAAACCGCCGCGACAGACUCGUCCGGGAAUUCCACGAUCUCGCGAAUUCGUAUCCGACGAGCGAUGGGUUUCUGUAUUUCGGGCGACCCGAUAAGACGGCAUCGGCGACGAGAUCGCGCGUGAACAAGCUCUACACGAGUGGAGAAAUUUGGAAAUUACCGAUUUCUAACGAAGACGAGGCCCGUACACUCCGCGACGAGUUCACUGACACGGUGGCGAAGUUGUUGGGGAAGACGAUGACGACGCUCCACAAGGGCGACGCGCACGCGAGGCCACCGAGGGUCAACGUUCUGGAUGAGAUGCUCGAAGGUGUCAUGGGAAUUGCGCGCAACGUUGUCGACCAGAUUGUCGACGAUCUGGAGCCGCGAUUGGCGCAUCUGCUCGUAGAUUCUACAGCGGCAAAGAUGACGCUCACGAGACCAAGCGCCGCGAUGAAGCGGAAGAUGACGACCAAGAUGCCAGGGGGACUCCCAUCGGUGUGCACCGAUCCACGCGUCGAAAAACCAUCCGAUGUACACGGUCGUCGCGACGACGUCGGCGACAGCACGAUCGAUGGGUCGUGA